This is a messenger RNA of Rhincodon typus (whale shark), 2358 nucleotides long. RefSeq names its product F-box protein 16 (gene fbxo16). The coding region runs from base 150 to 1253 and encodes 367 amino acids. The transcript has 9 exons. The record is from RefSeq and is a predicted model, not a curated record. Gene Ontology annotation, molecular function: protein binding. Lineage: Eukaryota; Metazoa; Chordata; Chondrichthyes; Orectolobiformes; Rhincodontidae.
GGCCAAUGGCGGCGGUGAAGACGGCGUGGGAGGCUGUUGCCAUAGAAACCGAGUGAGGCCAAACCGGAGAUGGCGCCUGUCGCUGAGAGGAGUUGAAUUGAGUGACUCUGCACCAGGAAGAAGAACAAUUACCAACAGUUGAUUCCAAAAUGGCAUUUGCACCAUCCAAGAUCAUGAAUGGGCCUAAAAUGCAGACUAAGAUGAGCACGUGGACACCCCUGAACCACCAGCCCACUAAUGACAAGGUCUUUGAAGAGAGAGGAGAGUUACUUGGGAAAUGGUUUGACAAGUGGACUGAUGCACAGCGACGAAAAAUUCUUCUCAACUUGUUUGAAAGAUGUUCUAUCUCUCAAUUGAAAUUCUGUGAGCAACAUUUGCGUAGCAGAGUUCCUGUAGAAUCUCUUGACUUUGCUUGUUUCCUGCCCAGAGUGCUGACUUUAUAUAUCUUCUCCUUCUUGGAUCCAAGGAGUCUUUGCCGCUGUGCACAGGUAAGCUGGCAUUGGAAGGACUUGGCUGAAUUGGACCAACUUUGGAUGCCAAAAUGCCUGAGACUGGACUGGUACAUCAACUUCUCACCAACUAUCUAUGAGCAAAGAAUCUGGAAGAGACACUAUAUUGAGAUGGUGAAGGAACUGAAUGUCACCAAACCAACGACUCCGCCCAGAGAUGAAUUUAUUGUGGUGGAUGUCCAUCCAUUACCAAAGAAUCCUGUAGAUCAGAAGCAGCUGAGAAUUAUAGCACCUCGACCCCUGCCUGGAAAAGCACGGCUCGAGCUCCCACCAUGGCGUGACUCAGACCGACAUCCAACAGACACCAUACGCUUCAACUACCUGGACAACUGUGAACCCCCUGGACGAAAGAAGGGAGGCAGAAUCACCCCUACUCUUGGCCAACAGGCUCGUGAAAGAAAGAAACAUCCAUCAGCAAACUACAAAAUGAGGAAAGCAAAAUCACUGAUGUCCAUGUCACUUGACUUCAGUGUAAAUCAGAAACGCCAACUGCGUCCUCUUUGGGCACGUCAAAGUGCGGUGGGGGAUUUUAGUUCCAAGGAGGAGGUCAAGGCACAAACUCAGAGUUCUGACUGGAAUGCCGGGAUUCGCCCUGCGCCAGCUCGACCUGCCAUACCAACAAUGAGCGAGAAGGGGCAGAAAGCGACAUUGCGGACCCAGAGAAGUGUUCCUUCAUGCCCACUCUUUGAGAGUCAGCCGUGGCAAAUCCCAGCAUCAAACAGAGACUCUGAUGAAGCAGAAUGAGAGGAGAAACCAGCUGGAGCAGAGACAGUAAACCCAUCAAUGGAUCGAGUCAGUUGACACAGAAUGGUGAGAAGUUGGUGAACUACACUGAAGGAACACUGAAGGAUUGAUGUGUUACGACCUCCUUUGAUCAUAACAUGAACUGCAGCACUUUGAAACUCCUGGUUUCAUUUUAGUGAAAGUAAAAAACAAAUAUAAGAACGAAAGACCAUAUGUCUAUGAAAUGUUAAAUUCAAUUUGCUUGCUUCUCUUGCCCCAUCUAAUGUUGAACUUUGCACAUCAUCAGAUAUGUUAGGACAGGGUGCAAAGAUAAAAAGACAGGGACUAGAGGGGGGAAAUGAAGCCUAAUGCAACUGCCUUAACUGGGGGUUUUAGGCAGAGUUAGCUGAGGCCUGAAAUCCUCAGGUGGGGAAACUGAGAGGAAUGAAAUGGCCACAGUAAUUUUUUUUUCAACAUUGAAGUCUACAAUUACUUCCUUCCAGCCACAGAGACCAUGUCUUUACACAACAUCCAAAGAAGCACAGAUUGUGCUGGACUUUUAAAAGUUAUCUUAGCUCUACCCUCUGACUGGUAUGUUGUGAUAUAAUGGCCAAUGGACCAGAGUGAAGGACAAAUGAUAAAAGUGAGGAAAAAUAAAUGUGACCCCCCCCAUACCCCUCCUCAAACCCCUACUUUCCCCGUCUUCCUCACCACAUUGCUAGUAAAAAUAUUCUUAAAAAGUUCAUUUUUAGGAUGUGAGCACCCCUGGCAAGCUGCAUUUACUGCCCAGCUCUACUUACUGCAAUUGAGGGACUUUGAAAAGCCACUAGUUAAUUAAGAGUCAAAUAUUUUGUUGUGGAACUGCAGUUACAGAAAGACUGUAUCAGGUAAAGAUUGCAGGCUUCCUUCCCUGAAGGACAUUAAUGAACCAGCUGGCAAUCUAGCAGCUUCAUUUUUCGCUUUUCACUUCACUUUUUAAAAAAAUGUGUUCAAAUGCACACAAAACACUGACUGGACUUUAAUUUGCAUUUUUAAGAUUAUUAUUCCAGUAAUUUAAUUCAACCAUAGCUUGUUAGGAUUUAUUUUAAAUGCUGGAAAUUACAGCAGGUCAUGCAGCAUCCACGGA